Molecule: messenger RNA, 681 nt
Organism: Diabrotica virgifera virgifera (western corn rootworm)
Lineage: Eukaryota; Metazoa; Arthropoda; Insecta; Coleoptera; Chrysomelidae
Exons: 6
Coding region: 156-581 (141 amino acids)
Molecular function (GO): odorant binding
Source: RefSeq, a predicted model, not a curated record
GGUAAUCUUACGUUAAAAUCUUACUCAAGUUUAACUAAAUAUCCUGUUUCCUUAUCUACAGAAAUAAUGCAGCAAACUUUUUCAAUUUUAGGAUUUAAGUAGUUCAGUUACCACUAAAUCUUACUUUACGUAACAUUAAAAACGUAAACGGAAAAAUGACCAAAUUAUUUCUGUGUAUUGCAGUCUUGUGCUGUGUGCAGUAUGGAUUUGCUCUAUUAACACCAGAUAAACUGGGCGAACAUAUCAACGGAAUACGUAUACCUCUUCAAAGGAAUUGCAAGAUAUUAACAGGUACCACACAGGAGCAGAUAGAAGAAGUAAGAAAAGGUAAUUUUGAUCAAGGAGAGAAUAUGAAGAAUUAUGCAGCAUGCAUAUAUCUCCAAAGUAGACUGUUGAAUAAAAAUUUCGAUUUCGACAUGGUCAUGAUGGAUUAUUAUAUGCCACCCAGAAAGGAUUUAUACCUAGAUCUACUCAAAUGUAAUGAAAAAUAUAGAAACACUGACUUGAAAUUCACAGAUAAAGUUUAUAACAUGGUCCAAUGUUAUUACCAACGUGAUCCAGUCAACUUCGUUUUCUUCUAACAUCCUACAAAAGGGGUAAACAUAAACGCAGAAGAUCAGAAAAGAGUUACAUUUAUAAUACAUUUUUAUAUUUUCUAAUAAAUAAAUUUAUUAAAUUUUA